AUGAGCUCACCAGUCGGUAGUAUCAUUGCCAGUCCCAGUCCACAGAACAACGACGAAGACGACGACGACGUUGAGUGGGAGCUUCAAAACAAUGGAUUGUAUAUUGGCUCAUACUCUCGAAUAGUCUUAUUGAAUGCUUUGGUUCCAACUUUCGCAAUAGUGAUUUUCACUGUGCUAGCAUUCCUCCCUGACUUGGCUUGGCCCAUAGCAGACUUCCCUUCUCCAUACCCAUCAUCUUUCCCCUUCCCAUUACCUCAAAUUCUCAUCUCCAGCGCAUUCUUCAGUCUCACUCAUCUCCUCCGCAUUCCCAUAUUCUCACUCACUUCCCUCCUACUCCCUUUACAAUAUGCAUCUUUUGCAAGCACAUUCAUACAUGUCCUCAUCACAAACGGCCUUCGUCUCGCAUCCCUCGUAAUUCUUCAAGUCAGACACACAAUGGACUAUCCCAUUCCUACUUGCCAGGACCCUGCUUUCCGCACUGUCUGGUGGCUUUCCCUCAACUUUGCAGAGGUGCUUGCUGCUAUUAUACAGGGAUACGAACAACUCGCUCUUUACCGCGAUCUCAUGGUCCCGGAGGGAAGAGAAACCGAGUUCCUCGAACGUAUAAAAUCCGGUUCUCUUGAUGAAUCUGAACCAACACUCGAAAAUCCGCAUUCCCCACAACAGGAACACGAGACAUUCCAAGACGCAUUAGAAGACGGAGAAACUCGAAGCGUGGAAUCACGCAUUGAUCGUGGGUUAGAAAAGUUGCUUGUGAUAAAGAUGAGAGAUGAACUCGAGGAAGUUUAUGGGCUUCCUGUCAUCAAAAUCCCAGUCUUCAUAUCCUGUCUCCAACGUUUCAACUCCAUCUUCCUCUCCAUAGGCUUCACCCUCCUCCUCAGCGCAGCAUACCUCCGCUCCCCACUCUCCCUCCCCCUCUCAGACGUAUCAAUGCAACUCUCGCAUAUCCCAUUCAUCAUAACCACCCCCCUCGUCCUCCUCCUUCACACGAGCCUUGCAGUGCUGCAUACACCAACCCUCCUGCCACGUGUAGGCGUGCAUACUGCUGCGUAUGUCGGUGUCUUGGUCGGCCUCAUGUCCUUUUUCGCGGGCUUGGCUGUUUGGGGGGCGUUGUCUUAG
Molecule: messenger RNA, 1119 nt
Organism: Suillus plorans
Lineage: Eukaryota; Fungi; Basidiomycota; Agaricomycetes; Boletales; Suillaceae
Exons: 4
Coding region: 1-1119 (372 amino acids)
Source: RefSeq, a predicted model, not a curated record